AUGAGCUCCCCCUCAUCUCGCAUCCCCUCAAAUCGCAACUCUCCGAAUCCAGGCCAGCGCAGCAGACCUACCAGUCGAAGAGAAACCACAGAAGUAGCAUCUGGAAUUACGAAUGCGCCCAUACCUGACGACGAACAUGGAGCAGAUCUGCCCCUGACUAUGUCGGCGUCUGUGGUUUUGACGAGCCUACCGCGCGAUGCCCACCAGGCGCUCGCGGAUGCGGAAGCUGUCGACACAGGCAAAGUCACCGUCCGGUUCCAGCCUCUAGCUUCUGCUCCAAUUCUUAAGAAUAGGGUGUUCAAGAUCAGCGCUUCGCAGAAGUUUGAGACGGUCGUCAAGUUUCUCAGGAAGAAGCUUGAUUGUAAGGAAACGGACUCGGUCUUUUGCUAUGUGAAUAGUGUCUUCGCACCCGGACUCGAUGAAGGAGUAGGCGGAUUAUGGAGGUGCUUCAAAACUGACGACCAGCUGAUCGUCGCUUACUCUAUGACGCCCGCAUUUGGUUGA
Molecule: messenger RNA, 504 nt
Organism: Aspergillus calidoustus
Lineage: Eukaryota; Fungi; Ascomycota; Eurotiomycetes; Eurotiales; Aspergillaceae
Source: the annotation of a GenBank genome assembly